AUGAAGACAUCCUUUGAUAUUCCGUUCUAUGCAACUGAUUUGCCUUGCCCUCUCCCCACUGAUGCCGAAAUCGAGAGUGCUCCAGACAUUUCUAUGGAAUAUGGAGGGCGAAGAAUCGUUGGAGUUGGCCAGCAUUUUGUUGUGAAAUAUGGGCUCGGCGUCAGUCUCAUGGAAGGAGAAAACAUGUUAUUUGUUCGGGCAAAUACAAAAAUUCCUGUGCCGCGGGUCUUCGCUCUCUAUUCAGACCCAAAAACUGGCCAAAAUUUCAUUGUCAUGGAGCGCAUUGUCGGUCAGACACUUCUUUCAGCAUGGCCGCGACUUACAAUAUCGGACAAACAAGAGAUACUAAGUGACCUGCGGAAGUACUUUGACGAGUUACGCCAGCUUCCAUCCCCAAAGUACUUUGGCAGUGUCGGCAAAAGAGAGCUCCUGGACGAGAUCUUUUGGACACAAGAACCAGAUCCGUUAGUGAAUGGCCCGUUUGAUUCUGAAGAGGAUCUCAACGAAGCAAUGAUGCGAAAGUAUACCUACAACGGAGGCCCACUCUACAGAGCGGAGUAUCUUCGAAAAUGCUUUCCUCUCAUUUUUAAGGGCCACGAGCCGACAUUCACUCACGGUGAUUUGCAACGGAAAAAUAUUAUUAUCCUAGAGAAAAGCCAUCGAGACAAUGAAGGAACACGCCUCGUGAUAAUUGAUUGGGAAAAAUCCGGGUGGUAUCCUGCGUACUGGGAAUAUUGCUUGGCUGUUUGUGCUUUACGAUGGGAUGACGACUGGUCCCUUUGGAUUGACAGUACCCUAACGCCCUUUAUUUCCGAGGCUGCAUGGUUUCAGGCACUACGCUUAGAAUUAUGGUCAUAG
Messenger RNA from Penicillium cinerascens, 858 nucleotides. RefSeq names its product aminoglycoside phosphotransferase family protein. The transcript has a single exon. Lineage: Eukaryota; Fungi; Ascomycota; Eurotiomycetes; Eurotiales; Aspergillaceae. The coding region runs from base 1 to 858 and encodes 285 amino acids. The record is from RefSeq and is a predicted model, not a curated record.